UCCACAAGAUCGAUAUACUAAUUUUGUCAAUAAUGUACAACAAAAUAUCGUAAUUAAUAUUAUUGAGAAACAAAAUCCUUCUGAACUUGAGUCUUCAUUUAAAACUUUUAUUUCUUUUAUAGAAAAUAUAGUUGAAAAUAUAUCUGUAGGUAAUCAGACGAACCUUUUAUACAAUUGGGAAGAAAAGGUUAAAUUAUCAUUGGAUAUAACGCAAGGGGUAAAAUCUUUGCGUAAACAAGGCAGUUUACAUUUGAAUCUUCGAAGUGCAAAUAUAUUACAAUAUGACGAAACGAAAUGA
Funneliformis geosporum is the source of this 298-nucleotide messenger RNA. Lineage: Eukaryota; Fungi; Glomeromycota; Glomeromycetes; Glomerales; Glomeraceae. The record is from the annotation of a GenBank genome assembly.